UAAGAAUGAUCAUCGUGUGGUUUCUAGUUUCUGUGUUUUAACUUUGACGGAAGAUCGAUAAAGAUCAAACUUAGAAUAAGAUCGACAGCUUCUGAUGAUGAUCUCAUCUGUGUUGUCGUCAAUAUUAUUAGCAGCGGUAUGUCACGUUUCGUCAUUUUUCACAAGGUCCGGAAUGUUUUAGAACUCUCCAGAAGGCUCUCAGCUAACCUUAAGAGUGUUAGAGAGUGCAAGAACAUUCUAGAGAAACACACACAACUCUAGCCUCAAUAUUUUAAUAUUGUUUCUAGAUUCUUCCAUUUAAAUAUCUAGAUAUUUGUUAAGAGAAUUCUAGAGAAUCAAUUAUAACCGUAGGAUAGAUUUAAUCUCCACCGUCCAUUGAGGAGGUAGGAACAUUCUAGAUCCAAGGGGAGGCCUAUAAAUACCUCACCCCUCUUCAUUUGUAAAUCAUCCUUGAGUUCUUAAAGUAAUAAAACUCUCACACUCUCCAAACUCUCUCUACUCUCCUUUGCCUUCAAGCUUUCCCUUUUCUCUACUUAACCAAGCAUCCUCCUUUCAUACGAGUUAGGCUUACUUAGCAACUUCCAGUGAAGGUUGUCUAAGUGCCGCACGGGUUGAAAGACUAGCCCCGUGAUAGUUGGUAUCAGAGCUCGAUUCUACCGUUGUGCUUGAAGGAAUGUAUUGUACGAUGGCAACUGAGGAAGGAAACAUCGUUGGCACGGAAGCACAGGAGCAAGCUCAUGCACAACAGGAGCAAGCUCACCCCAGGUCCAAGCGAGAGCAAGGCCGGAGCAGGGCACCUGCAAGUGAGUUCCUUGAACCUCGUGUUGUUAGCUUGGAAUCUAACAUGGAGGAAGUGAGAACUACUAUAGGGAGACUCAACGAUCAACUCAACAAUUUCAUCCAAGAGAAUGGUGAGAUAACGCGGGCUGCCAAGUUAAUGAUUGCAGACCUUAACGAUGAUUUAGGGGAAGACAUUCGUUCCCUCAGACGUGAUCUCGCUGAUCUCCACAAAUAUGUAAGAGAUGAGGUGCGAGGUCUACGCUCUCAAAUGGAUGAGAUUAAUCAUGAAUGGAAAUCUCAUCACUGUGUGAGUAGCCCUAUUAGUGGUAGUACUUCAAAUGCCACUUUUCAGGGACUGAAAGUGCCCAAGCCGACCAUGUACAAUGAGGCACGUAGUGCCAUGAUUGUGGAGAACUUUCUCUUUGGCCUAGAAUAGUACUUCGAGGCCAUAAGAGUCUCUAACGACUUGAUCAGAAUCAACAAUGCUUCAACUUUUCUCCGGAAUGCAGCCCAACUAUGGUGGCGCAGAAAGCAUGCUGAGCGAGAGAAGGGCAUCUGCACUCUCAACACAUGGGAGCUGUUCAAGUCAGAACUCCACAAGCACUUUGUUCCCCACAAUGCUGAGACAGAGGCUCGAGGUAAGCUUCGUAGGUUGAGACAAACUAGUAGUAUUCCUAACUACAUUAAAGAGUUUACUACCAUCAUGCUCGAGAUCGAGGACCUGUCCGACAAGGAGGCUCUUUUAUACUUCAUGGACGGACUUAAAGACUGGGCGAGAGUAGAACUCGAUAGACGCAAAGUGCAAACUCUAGAUGAGGCAAUUGCUGCUGUUGAGUGCAUAAUCGACUACUCCACCAAGUCCAAAAAGCCUAAUCUUGGUAACAGUGGAGGAGACAAAGGAGGAUAAAAGAAGAAUUCCGAUCGUAAGGAUGGUGGUAAAUUUUUUGGUGGGAGUUCUAGACAGGAUAGACCACCCUCAAUCAAGCGUGAUGCCUCAAAGCCAUCGAAACCAUACUUCAUGUGCGAUGGUCCACACUGGACCCGUGACAGUUCCGGCGGUUAAUGUGGUGCCUGAAUGCGGGGAUCGAACAGUGAACUUCACUUCCUGCGGCUGCGAGUGAGUCGGAUUGUGGGGUCCAAAUCAACUUGAACAGCUGGACAAUUAUGUAUGUGUUUGUUUGUGAG
Messenger RNA from Prosopis cineraria, 1965 nucleotides. RefSeq lists its product as uncharacterized. NCBI's taxonomy places the organism in Eukaryota, Viridiplantae, Streptophyta, Magnoliopsida, Fabales, Fabaceae. The coding region runs from base 674 to 1216 and encodes 180 amino acids. The record is from RefSeq and is a predicted model, not a curated record. The transcript is spliced from 2 exons.